Molecule: messenger RNA, 1341 nt
Organism: Acanthosepion pharaonis
Lineage: Eukaryota; Metazoa; Mollusca; Cephalopoda; Sepiida; Sepiidae
Source: the annotation of a GenBank genome assembly
AUGCCUAAAAAUUUCAUACUCACUCUUUCUUUCGGAUUUCAUUUUUACACCCUCUCUUUCUUUCGUAUCUUUCUCAUCCUUCACACUUUUGUUCUUCUCUCUCAUUUUCCCGUCUCUCUGGUUUUUCUAUUUCUCUCUUUAUUCCGUUCUCUCUUUUCUUCAAACUCUUUCUUUCUAUGCUUUUACUCCCCUCUUUCUCUCUCAUUCACAUCUCUCUCUUUUUUUUUCAUCUCUCUCACUCCCCCUCUUAAUUUUCUUAAUCUCUCUAACAUUUCUUUGUCUCACUCUUCCUCCUUUCUCUAUUCAUUCUUUAUUUUAGAUUUCUCUUUUCUUCUCACUCUUUCUUUUCUCCUCUUUCUUUCAUCACCUUUUCCUACUCUAUCUUCCUUUCUUUCUUUCUUUCGUAUCUCUCCCCCUUUACUCCCUCUUCUUCUUUCGUGUCUCUCUCCUGUUUACUCCCUCUCUUUCUUUCGUAUCUCUCUCUUUUCUACCUUUAUUCUUUGUUCGUCUUUUUCUUCCAUUCUUUCUUUUUCCAUCUUAUCUUUCUCUUCUCCUCGUUCAAUCUCACAUUCUCUAUCUUUAUUAAUUUGCUUCUUCCUCUAUUUUCUUCACUCUUUUCUUCAUUCUUUCUUUCAUUAUUUUAUGUUUUUAAUACGUCUUUCUCUUUUCUCCUUCCCUCUCUUUUCUCCUUCCCUCUCUUUUCGCCUUCCCUAUCUUUUCUUCUUUUCUCUCUUUUCUCCUUUCCUCUCUUUUCUCCUUUUCUCUCUUUUCGCCUUCCCUAUCUUUUCUCCUUCCCUUUCUUUUAGCCUUCCCUUUCUUUUAGCCUUCCCUUUCUUUUUGACAUUCCUCUCUUUUCUCCUUCCAUCUCUUUUAUCUUUUCCUCUCUUUUCUCCUUACCUCUCUUUUCGCCUCCCUCUCUUUUCUCCUUCCCACUCUUUUCGCCUUCCCUCUCUUUUCGCCUUCCCUAUCUUUUCUCCUUCCCUCUCUUUUCUCCUUCCCACUCUUUUCUCCUUCCCUCUCUUUUCACCUUCCCUAUCUUUUCUCCUUCCCUUUCUUUUCGCCUUCCCUCUCUUUUUGACUUUCCUCUCUUUUCGCUUCCCUCUCUUUUCUCCUUACCUCUCUUUUCGCCUCCCUCUCUUUUCUUCUUACCUCUCUUUUCGCCUUCCCUCUCUUUUCGCCGUCUCUCUCUUUCUCCUUCCCUCUCUUUCCUCUUUUCAUCUCUUUUCGCCUUCCCUCUCUUUUCGCUUUCUCUCUCUUUUCUCCUUCCCUCUCUUUUCUCUUUUCCUCUAUUUUCGCCUUCCUCCUCUUUUUGCCUUCCCCCUCUUUUCUCCUCUAUCAUAA